GUGUUUUUCAUUGGUCAUUCAACAGAACUAUGGAAUAAAUUCAGAUGAGUAUUAAUAAACACUAGUGUUAGGAGAUAAACCACAGAAAUACCAUUGAUAAUAGUGUGAAACUGAAAUACGUUCAUUGAAUGCAAUAAGUUGCCUGCAAAAAAGAUGGGUCAUUAUUACUAUUACUUCAGAGUACUAAGUUUACUCCUCAUAUCCUAUCAGGUGUUGUGUAUCCUGAUGAUGAAUACACAAGCAACUAGGCAUUGUGUUAAUAUGAUAAAUAAUGAAGGCAAACCAAUACUUUCAUGUGAUAAUAGAAAAUCAAAUAUGAAGCAACCAAGUGUUAGUGUGAAUGAUAAUAUUCAACCAAAUGAUUUCACCUCUGAAUCAUAUUAUGCUAAUGACAAUGAUGAUGAGGAUGAUUACAAUUCAUUUCGACAGAAACAAUCCCAUCAAUUGAUACCAGAUGAUUAUGAGCCUAUUUCAAGUCAAGAUGAAUAUGGCUAUCUUCGAAACACCAAAAAACGUGGAUUUGUUCGAAUCGGUAAACGUGGAUUUGUUCGAAUUGGUAAACGUGGAUUUGUUCGUAUUGGACGAUAAAUGAAUUAAAAUUACGAUGAUAAUAAUAAUAAUACUGAUAAUAUUAUUAACAAUUGUUAAUUAUGAUUCAUAAAAAAAAGAUUCUAUUUAAAAAUUCAGACUAUUUAAGACUAUUUAAUUGCUUGAGUAAAUAAAUAAAUAAAUUUAUUAAUGAAUCAAACAGUAGAACUUUUUUCAACUAACGAACUGUAAAACUCUUUCUGCUAUUAGUAUUACUGUUGAAG
This is a messenger RNA of Trichobilharzia regenti, 812 nucleotides long. The record is from the annotation of a GenBank genome assembly. Lineage: Eukaryota; Metazoa; Platyhelminthes; Trematoda; Strigeidida; Schistosomatidae.